AUGCUCAUCGGUGUCUGUGGAAGUAUCUGCUCUGGCAAAAAGACGGUGGCCCAAUAUCUGGUUGAGCACCAUGGCUUCAAACACCUCUAUCUGCAGCCAUCAUCGCAGACAGCGCCUUCCAAUUCCUCGCUUGAUGGGGAAUCAGCUUAUUCUGAGAGUCAAAGCACGGAAUCUCAGUCGCAGUCCCAAUCAAACGACUCGACGGCCUUCAAAGGCGCUCUAACUGCCACUGCGCUCACCACCAAUAAUGGCCACAAGUCAUCCUCUGAAACCACACUGACCCUUCGGGCUGGUUCGCAGUAUGUCUUUUCUACGCCCGAGGAGCUUCUCGACUUUGUUACAAAGCAAUGGCGCAGCCGCUAUGUCACCACCGACAUCCCCACAGAGGAUGUCCUAGAUGUUUUCCUUCGCCGGCCCUUCUUCCUGCUCCUCUCGGUUGAUGCACCAUUGACGGUCCGCUGGCGCCGGUUUCAAGAGCGCGCAAGACAGAGGCAUGCGGGAGGGCCUGACAUGAGUCUAGAAGACUUUGUCGCGGAGAGCGAUACCCACUUGUACGAUGCUCAGAAGGGCUUGUCUCCCCUUAUCUCGCGUGCCGUCGUGAGACUUCUUAACACCUCGUCGUCCCUAGCCCACCUCUACGCGACCCUUGGAAAGCUAGAUAUUCCAAACCCUGAUCGCCUACGCCCGGGCUGGGAUCUCUACUUUAUGGAAUUGGCGUCACUGGCUGCUCAGCGCUCUAACUGCAUGAAGCGUAGAGUUGGAUGCGUGCUCGUAGGUAAAGAGCGCAGGGUCAUCAGCACUGGUUAUAACGGAACUCCACGGGGACUACAGAACUGUGCUGACGGAGGGUGCCCUCGAUGCAAUGAUGGCAACAGCUCAGGAGUGGGCUUGUCGACUUGUCUAUGCAUUCAUGCCGAGGAAAACGCCCUGUUGGAAGCUGGCCGGGAGAGGAUACGCGAGGGCUCUAUUCUUUACUGCGACACGUGUCCCUGCCUUACGUGCAGUAUCAAGAUUUGUCAAGUGGGCAUUAGUGAGGUUGUCUACGCCCACACAUACAGCAUGGAUAACGAUACAGCCCGAGUGUUCAGGGAGGCAGGCGUAAAGCUGAGACAGUUCAUACCACCGCCAAAUGGCCUGAUUCAUCUCGAGAAGAUGGAACUUUACUAG
Fusarium pseudograminearum CS3096 is the source of this 1167-nucleotide messenger RNA. RefSeq lists its product as uncharacterized. The record is from RefSeq and is a predicted model, not a curated record. The transcript has 3 exons. Gene Ontology annotation, molecular function: hydrolase activity; zinc ion binding. Lineage: Eukaryota; Fungi; Ascomycota; Sordariomycetes; Hypocreales; Nectriaceae. The coding region runs from base 1 to 1167 and encodes 388 amino acids.